Molecule: messenger RNA, 1701 nt
Organism: Symbiodinium necroappetens
Lineage: Eukaryota; Dinophyceae; Suessiales; Symbiodiniaceae
Source: the annotation of a GenBank genome assembly
AUGCCGGCGUGCUGUGGAUGGAAGCUGCCAGCUGUACUCAUAGCCUUUGCGUGUGUUGCUGUUGAUGCCGAAGGAAGCGGUUGCGAAGUUGGAGAUGACGGUCUGGAGGAAAGCGAGCUUGGAGACGUGCGGCUACUUCAGGUGAGCAUUCAGCUCAACUUGACGCGGAGCAACACCUCUCACGAAAAGCAGGCACUCGCGCACAGCAAACCGGAUCUGGCGCAGAGGCAGUUGCCCGCGUCUUCCGAGCGGCAAACACCCUUGCCCCGGCUUGGUGGAAUUGCACUCGUUGAAGAGCUGGCGCACGAUCAUCAGUCGGCUCACAUUGACGUUGGCCUCGUCUACGUAGUGCUUGUGAUGGCAUUUGGAUUGACGAUGUGGUUUCUGCGAAGCAGCGCCGAUUCAGCUGGCCAAGGACCGUCAGCGACGGAUGAGGCUUCAUUCUUUACCCUGUACUUCAUCGUCUUCAUGGAUGCCUUUGGCUUUGGAAUCUUCGCUCCCUAUGUUCCGGUACUGUCGAAGACUUUCAACAUGAGCGCACGAAAUAUCGCAGGCCUGCUGACUGCCUUCUCCUUCGCACAGGCUUUUCUCACCCCGCUGUUCGGCUACCUUUCCGAUCGAAUUGGACGGCGCAAGGUGCUGCUGCUUGCCGUGGCCGGUGAAGUUUCUGCCUUUGCAGCACUGAGUUGUGCAAGGAGCUUCCACGGGCUGCUGGUGGGUUACACCUUGGCUGGCGCAUUCUCUGCUACGAUCGGCGUUUGCAAUGCAUACAUUGCAGACAUCACUGACGAGACAGAGCGACCCGUUCGAGUCGCCCAUGUCAACGGCAGCAUCGCCUUGGGCAUCCUUGUUGGACCAGUCGUCGGAGCUGUGAUCAGCAACCAGGGAUUUGUGGCAGCAUGCCGUGUUUGCGCAUUGCUGUCUGCAACGAACUGGGCCUUCGCAUGUUUCUGCCUCGGCGUGCCCAACAAGACGAACGCUGCGGAUGAGGCCAGUGCACCAGAGAGCGGCGAACCACAGAUCCCUGGCUUGGCCUGGCUCUUGUGUUUGGGCGCCUUUCUCGGAGAGGCUGGUCUGGCAGCAUGGGAGAGUUGUGCUGCCCUGUACAUCAUGGACAGCUAUUUUUGGUCUUAUCCUUCGCCUGCAACCUCGAGCUCUCAGUUCUAUGCCGGUAGCAUGGCGUUUUGUGGUGUCACUGUGAUAUUUGUCACAGUCUUCCUCUUCCCUUUCAUGAUGCGCGUUUUCGAGCAGUGGUAUACUGUUGUCAUUGGUACCGCCUUUCGUCUAUCUGGCCUUGUCGGGACAGCUUUCGCGCCGACCAAGUGGUUCUUCCUUGCAGCACAAGGUCUACAGAACAUUGGAGACAACCUUGGAUCUCCUAACCAGACCUCACUACUGACGGAAGUGGCUGGUCCAUCUGCAUAUGGGACAUGCCUAGGUGCUAUGUCGGCUUUUCAAGCUAUGGCACGCGUCCUGGGUCCAGUGGUGUUUGCCUCGCUCUACGAGGAUGUGCAUCAUUCAGCCCCCUGGCUCGCUGUGGCUGCCCUCGGAACGAUGUCUUGCUCGAUAUGGUUUUAUGUCUACGCCAACAGCCGCGAACUUGUGGCAAAGCGGGCAGCCUCGUCUCCAAAGAGCGUGAAGAACCAAGGGAAGAACCUGACAGAUGGAGAGCACAAAGUUGACAAGAUGUCUGCAGAUUAG